This is a messenger RNA of Ipomoea triloba (trilobed morning glory), 3526 nucleotides long. Its product is annotated as ABC transporter G family member 24-like. Gene Ontology annotation, molecular function: ABC-type transporter activity; ATP binding; ATP hydrolysis activity. The transcript has 14 exons. NCBI's taxonomy places the organism in Eukaryota, Viridiplantae, Streptophyta, Magnoliopsida, Solanales, Convolvulaceae. The record is from RefSeq and is a predicted model, not a curated record. Bases 49 to 3375 code for a protein of 1108 amino acids.
UCUUAAAGCUAUGGAUGAAGCUCAAAGCUAAGCAGAGCAAAGAAGGAAAUGCUGUGGCGGCGGAAGAUGCCGCCGUCAUUCUCCGCAUUCAUCGGCAUUAUUGUCGCCGUGAUCUUAGCAAUGGACCUCGCACUUUGUCAAAAUGUAGACGACUCCGGCGGCGUCGAUACCGGAAAAAUCGAUAAUCCGGCGGUGCGGGAGUUAAUGACUCAGGAAGUCAACCGCCGUCUCGCCAAUGUGACCUCCCUGAUUUUCUCUAGCGAGCUGGCUGAGAAAUCCAGUUUCUGCAUUUUAGACAAGGAAAAGGAUUGGAAUAAUGCAUUUAAUUUUAGUCAGGAUUUGAGAUUCCUGAGUGAUUGUGUUGCCAGAACCAGAGGAGAUGUACAACAAAGGUUAUGUACUGCAGCAGAAAUAAGAUUCUACUUUAGUAACAUGUUCAUGAAUUCAAUGAGUUACCUAAAUCCUAAUAGGAACUGUAAUCUUACUUCUUGGAUAUCUGGUUGUGAGCCAGGGUGGGCUUGUAGCACUGGUUCAAAUCAGAACCCUGACCUCCGAAAUUUGAAAGAUAUACCCGCCAGAACCACUGACUGUCAGCCUUGUUGCGAGGGAUUUUUCUGUCCCCAUGGCAUUACUUGUAUGAUACCCUGCCCUUUAGGCUCCUAUUGCCCACUUGCAAGACUCAAUAACAAUACUGGAGUAUGUGAACCAUAUAACUACCAGUUACCUCAUAGACAGUCAAAUCAUACUUGUGGUGGGGCAAAUAUUUGGGCGGAUGUUACUAGUAGCUCAGAAAUAUUCUGUUCAGCAGGAUCCUACUGUCCAUCAAACACUGAGAGGAUUCGUUGCAGUAGUGGGAAUUACUGCCCUACUGGUUCUACAGCUGAGAAACGAUGUUUCAAGUUGACUUCAUGUGAUCCCAAUACUUCAAGUCAAAAUAUGCAUGCAUAUGGAGUGAUGCUUAUAGUUGCUUUAUCUACCGUUCUCCUCAUAAUUUACAACUGUUCGGACCAAAUAAUUACCAUUCGGGAAAGGAGACGUGCUAGAUCCAGGGAAUCAGCUGCAAAAAGUGUAAAGGAGAGGGUACAAGCACAGGCAAGGUGGAAAUCUGCAAAGGAUGCUGUUAAAAAGCAUGCAAUUGAAUUACAUUCUCAAGUUUCACUCAAACUUUCUCGCAAUAAAGCUGUCACAGUUUUAAAUGAAACAGAAAAUGAUCAAGAUGGUGAUAUGCAUGCAUCUAAUUCUAUGAUGUCUAUGCAAUCAGCUGCCUCAUCUGAUGGAACUGAAAGUGAACCAAGUCCAUACAUGAAGAUGAUGAAGGACAUUGGUUUUGAUAAUUCUGAAUCCUUUGAUUCAGAGAUCAAGGAUAAAAAUUUGAAAACUAGGGUGCCAAAAGGGAAACAAGCUCAUACACAUAGCCAAAUGUUCAAGUAUGCAUAUGCACAACUUGAAAAAGAGAAGGCUCAGCAGCAGCAGAAUAAAAGUCUUACCUUCUCAGGUGUAAUUUCCAUGGCUACAAAUAAAGAAAUCAGGAAAAGGCCAACAAUAGAGAUUGCUUUCAGAGACUUAACUGUUACUUUAAAAGGGAAAAACAAACAUCUUUUGAGGUCAAUCAAUGGGAAAGUCAUGCCUGGGCGUGUUACUGCUGUCAUGGGCCCUUCUGGAGCAGGAAAAACUACUUUUCUUUCAGCUCUAGCUGGAAAAACUGUUGGAUGCACCUUAACUGGUUCAAUUUUUAUAAAUGGAAAGACAGAAUCAAUCCACUCGUACAGAAAAAUUCUUGGUUUUGUUCCACAGGAUGAUAUUGUUCAUGGAAAUUUGACAGUUGAGGAGAAUCUCUGGUUCAGUGCAAAAUGCAGACUGUCAGCAGACUUGCCAGAGCCAGAUAAGGUUCUUAUUGUUGAGAGGGUCAUUGAUUCCUUGGGCUUACAGGCUGUAAGGAAUUCCUUGGUUGGCACUGUGGAGAAGCGAGGCAUUUCCGGAGGUCAGAGAAAACGAGUAAAUGUUGGGCUAGAGCUGGUAAUUGAACCUUCACUACUGUUUUUGGAUGAGCCAACUUCUGGAUUAGACAGUGCAUCCUCUCAAUUACUUCUCAGAGCACUCCGGCGUGAAGCUCUUGAAGGGGUAAACAUCUGUAUGGUUGUCCACCAACCAAGCUACACCUUGUUCAAGAUGUUUGAUGAUUUGAUACUUCUCGCAAAAGGAGGUCUAACAGUUUAUCAUGGCCCAGCUAAGAAGGUUGAAGAAUACUUUGCAGGUCUUGGCAUCAAUGUUCCUGAACGAGUUAAUCCUCCUGACUACUUCAUAGAUGUUUUGGAGGGGCUGAUUAGACCAAAUGCCAGUUCAAACAUGAGUUAUAAUGAGCUUCCUGUGUCAUGGAUGGUUCAUAAUGGAUAUGCUGUGCCCCCAGAUAUGCAGCAGAAUUGCCAUAAAGAUGCUGUUUUGCCAACAAGAGUAAAUAUUAACGAUCAUAUCCUCUCUGGUGAUAUCAAUCUGGAACAUUCUUUUGCUGGGGAAAUAUGGCAAGAUAUGAAGUGCAAUGUGGAGCGGCAUCGUGAUAUUUUACAUCACAAUUUCUUGAGGUCAAAGGACCUUUCCAAUCGGAGAACCCCAAGUAUUCUCUUGCAGUAUAAGUACUUCCUUGGAAGGGUGGGCAAGCAGAGAUUACGAGAAGCAAAAACACAAGCAAUGGAUUAUCUCAUUCUAUUAGUUGCUGGAGCCUGCUUGGGGUCACUAACCAAAGUAAAGGAUGAAACUUUUGGUUCACCUGGUUAUGUGCACACAAUAAUUGCUGUCUCUUUGCUGUGUAAAGUUGCGGCAUUGAGAACAUUUUCAUUGGACAAAUUGCAAUACUGGAGAGAAAGUGCUUCUGGAAUUAGCAGUCUUGCUCAUUUUGUUUCCAAAGACACAAUAGAUCAUUUCAAUACACUAAUUAAGCCUGCCGUGUAUCUCUCAAUGUUCUACUUCUUCUGCAAUCCAAGGUCCUCUUUCACAGAUAAUUACAUCAUCUUACUCUGCCUUGUGUAUUGUGUAACUGGCAUGGGUUAUGCAUUAGCCAUCUUUCUUGAUUCAGGUCCCGCCCAGCUGUGUGCUGUUCUUGUUCCUGUGGUCUUGACACUUGUCGCAACUCGACCUUUAGGUAGCAAGUUUUUCAACACCAUAGCUGACUUAUGCUAUCCAAAAUGGGCACUCCAAGGAUUUGUUAUUGCAAAUGCAGAAAGAUAUUACGGUGUAUGGCUCAUAACACGUUGCGGGGCGCUCCAGACAUUUGGAUAUGAUAUUCACAAUUGGGGUCUUUGUAUAGCCAUUCUCAUCCUUACAGGUUUAGGCAGUCGGAUUGUGGCUUUUGUUGGCAUGAUAGUUUUCCAAAAGAAGUGAGUCUGGUUAUUUAUCCAUCCGCCAUUUCUUUGUGUUGUAAAAGUACACACAACACAUUGGCUGUAUACCACAUAUUGAUUUCUGCAACUCUCACUGUGUUGCCUACUCUGUAUUAUGCCGUGCUAACCUUAUGUAAAUUUUGGUUGAAAUA